AUGGGGCUCUCCUCCCCUUUUGGAGCAGUGAUCCUGUAUGUAGAAAAGGAAGUACAGGAUCUAGUCAGUAUUGUGAUUGUUUACAACCUGCUUUCUCUGCGCUUCAACUCUCGGAUCCGUGUGAAGACCUAUACAGAUGAGCUGACACCUGUUGAGUCCACUGUUUCUGUGUACAAGGCAGCUAACUGGUAUGAGAGGGAGAUCUGGGACAUGUUUGGAGUUUUCUUUGCUAACCACCCUGACCUAAGAAGGAUCCUGACAGACUAUGGCUUUGAGGGACAUCCUUUCCGGAAAGACUUUCCCCUGUCUGGCUACGUUGAGUUACGCUAUGACGAUGAGGUGAAGCGGGUGGUGGCUGAGCCGGUGGAGUUGGCCCAGGAGUUCCGCAAGUUUGACCUGAACAGCCCAUGGGAGGCUUUCCCUGCCUAUCGCCAGCCCCCUGAGAGUCUCAAGCUUGAAGCAGGAGACAAGAAACCUGAAACCAAGUAGCUCCAAGGAAGGCAUGUGGAUACUAGAAAGCAGUUUAUCUAUAACUGAGCAUCCCUGUAAAUAAAAUCCUUAGGUGAAUGA
This is a messenger RNA of Leptonychotes weddellii (Weddell seal), 570 nucleotides long. Lineage: Eukaryota; Metazoa; Chordata; Mammalia; Carnivora; Phocidae. The record is from RefSeq and is a predicted model, not a curated record.